Messenger RNA from Rosa chinensis, 1197 nucleotides. Its product is annotated as probable aspartic protease At2g35615. Lineage: Eukaryota; Viridiplantae; Streptophyta; Magnoliopsida; Rosales; Rosaceae. The record is from RefSeq and is a predicted model, not a curated record. The transcript has 2 exons. Gene Ontology annotation, cellular component: extracellular region. The coding region runs from base 1 to 1197 and encodes 398 amino acids.
AUGCCCUCACCACUGAUAUUCUCCCUCAUUGCACUCAUUUUAGUCAUCAACAUCCCUCCCUUUAUUUCUUCUCCUAAAACACCAGUCAAGGGUUUCGAGGCACGUCUCAUUCACCGUGACUCUCCUGAAUCUCCGCGCCACAACCCCAAGGCAACGCAUGCUGAUCUUAUCAAAUCAGCUCGUCAGAGAACCUUGGCCAGACAAAACUACUUCAAAAGGCUAAUGUCAAGUAAACCAUGGCAGAAAUUAAUAAGUGCCCCCAUUGAUUUGGAACUAGGAGACUACAUCAUGAGGUUCCAAAUUGGCACCCCAAAAGUGGAUACCUAUGCAUUCUUCGACAAUGCCAGCCAUACGCAAUGCCCCGAUCCUAAUGGUAUAUGCAAGUACACGAUUGCGUAUGGAGAUGGAAGAUCUUCUGAAGGAGUCCUUGCUACAGAAACAAUCACGCUCGAACAUGAUGGAUCAAGUGGAAGCGCUAGCUUACCAAAUAUGAUUUUCGGGUGCCGUCACUCUAAUGUAGACCCGAGAUCAGGUUACAAUCCACCCGGAAUUGUGGGACUAAGCAGAGAACCUUCUUCCCUGGUAGGCCAAAUUUCGUAUCCUCAUGUUUCGUAUUGCACAUCAGCUAAUAAUGAAGGCAACCAUAGCUCUGUUAAGUUCGGCUCUGUAGCAGUCAUCACUGAGAAUACUACUCAAACCCCAUUGUUAACUGGUCCAAUUGAUUUUUACUCUGUAAGCCUAGAAGGCAUUAGUGUUGAUGGUACAAUGUUGGACAUUCCGAAAUCAGUGUUCAAUAUGACGCCAGAAGGAGAAGGAGGGGUCUUCAUGGAUACAGGAACAGAUCAUACUCAGCUGGUACUGCCAGCAUUUUAUGCAGUCACCAAUAAAAUAGAGGAUAUCUUGUCGGAUUUCAAAUCCUUACCAGAUGUGGAUGGCAGGUUUCCAGUGUGUUACAACGAUACGAAUUUUAGAUUGGAUUCGACAGAAAUAGUAUUCCAAUUUACAGGACUGGAGUUUCCGUUGAGUGCCAAUAACACUUGGGAUCAGAACUCUCUGGGAUACCAUUGUUUGGCUAUAUUGCCAGCAUUUAGGGGUCAUUCUGUUCUUGGAAUGUACCAGCAAAGGAACGUAAAUGUUGGAUAUGACUUCAAUAACAACAUUGUAUCUUUGAAGUAUAGCGACAAUAACAGCGCCUAA